Menidia menidia (Atlantic silverside) is the source of this 3274-nucleotide messenger RNA. The record is from the annotation of a GenBank genome assembly. Lineage: Eukaryota; Metazoa; Chordata; Actinopteri; Atheriniformes; Atherinopsidae.
GCCAGCAGAGGAAGACAGCUGUUUGAUAAUAUUUACACCAGGGAAGUGGAGUUUAAGAUCCUUAUUAUGUUGACGCUAGAAUAAUAACCAUGGAGUCAGUUGGUGUCCUUCUAAAUGUCUUCAAUGUCGAAGUCAGCAGUUUUUCUGUGACUCUCAGCCUCUUCCUCAUUUUUCUGGUUCUCCUCUACUGGUAUUCGGUUUAUCCAUACUCAGUUCUCUCUCAAUGUGGUAUCAAGCACCCAAAGCCGGUGCCAUUCUAUGGAAACAUAUUCCUGUUUCGUGAGGGUUUUUUCAGACCGAUUAACGAUAUUAUAAAGACAUACGGAAGAGUAUGUGGGUAUUAUUUGGGCCGGAGACCAGUGGUCGUGGUAGCAGAUCCUGACAUGCUCAGAGAGAUCAUGGUCAGGGAGUUCAGUAGCUUCCCGAACAGAAUGACUAUUCGAUUUGCCAGCAAGCCGAUGACUGACUGUCUGCUCAUGUUAAGGAAUGAACAGUGGAAGAGAGUGCGGAGCAUCCUGACCCCGUCCUUCAGUGCUGCUAAGAUGAAAGAAAUGGUUCCGCUCAUCAACACGGCCACCGACGCACUGAUGAAGAACCUGAGCGUGCACGCUGAGUCCGGAGAAGCCUUUGACAUCCACAGAUGUUUUGGCUGCUUUACAAUGGAUGUUAUUGCCAGUGUGGCAUUUGCAACACAGGUGGACUCUCAGAACAACCCGGAUGACCCGUUUGUCCGCCACGCCCAGAUGUUCUUUACCUUUUCUUUCUUUAGGCCCAUCAUGUUGUUUUUUAUUGCGUUUCCUACCAUCAUGGGUCCUCUGGCAAGAUUCAUCCCAAAUAAAAGACGAGACCAGAUGAAUUCUUUCUUCAUCAACAGCAUUCAGCAGAUCAUCAAACAGAGAGAGGAACAGCCUCCUAGUCAGAGGCGCAGAGACUUUCUGCAGCUGAUGUUAGACGCUCGAACCAGCAAAGAGUCCGCCUCUCUGGAGCACUUUGACACGGGGAGCCACACCCACGACGGCGAACAAAGGCGCCACCAGACGGCGGCGGCCUCGGAUCAGGAAAACGGCCGCCCUCAACCGCAGGAGUCCCCCGUCAGACGUCCCCAGAAAAAGAUGAUGACCGAGGACGAGGUGGUGGGUCAGGCUUUCGUCUUCCUCCUGGCAGGCUACGAGACCAGCAGCAACACGUUAGCCUUCACCUGCUACCUGCUGGCGCUCAACCCCGAAUGCCAGCAAAAGGUCCACGACGAGGUGGACGACUUCUUCACCCGACACGAUUCACCAGAUUACAUGAACGUCCAGGAGCUGAAGUAUUUGGACAUGGUUGUGUGCGAGGCCCUGCGGCUCUACCCUCCUGGAUUCAGAUUUGCGCGAGACAUCGACCAUGACUGUGUGGUGAAUGGCCAGUUCCUUCCCAAAGGGGCGACAUUGGAGAUCCCAGCAGGCUUCCUCCAUUAUGACGCCGAGCACUGGCCCGAGCCAGAGAAGUUCAUCCCAGAGAGGUUUACACCGGAGGCGAAGGCCGGACGCCACCCCUUUGUGUACCUCCCAUUUGGGGCUGGACCCCGUAACUGUGUGGGGAUGAGGCUGGCACAGCUGGAAAUCCGAAUCGCCUUAGUGCAUCUAUUCCACAGGUUCAGCAUCGUGACCUGUGCCGAGACCAAGGUUCCUCUCGAGUUGAAAUCGUCAAGCACGCUUGGACCCAAAAAUGGCAUAUUUGUUAAAAUCAUAAGAAGAGAUGGAGGUCAAGGACGAGAGGACACUUCACCAGAUGAAUAGAAUCUCCACUUUUAAUCCUCUUUGGAGGUGGAAGAAUCCCUGAAAUCAUGCAAAACAUCCUCCCGGGUAAUGCUGUAGUUUCAGCCGUUCAACAAUUUUCCUUCUCAGUUUACUUAAUGAUAUUUGCGCUGUUGCUGAAACUCUGCACACCUUGAUUUUUGGGUUCCUGGACAGAAAUAUGACCUCAUCAUUAAGUCGCUGCAAUAAUGAUCAUAAUACGAGCUCAAAGCUUUCUAAGAAAAUAUCCCUCCUCUUGAUUUUGCUUUAAAAAAAGUUGAAAGAUAUCACAUGAAACUAAACAACUAAACCUGAACACGCUAGCUGCCAAGAACUAAGGAAUUUCCUUAAUCUUGAAAAAAAAGAUGCUCAGAAACUAAUAUAAGACCCAUUUUGUGCAUAGGAAGUAAAUAAUGCUGAACAGUGGAAUUCUACAGAUGUUCACCUGUGGCCUCUUUAUACACAGCAAAGCAGUUUAUCAUUGUAACAAAAUGUAAUUUUCUGUUUGCACUUUUGCACAAGUUUUACUUUUCAUUUAAUUGAUUAAAUUAUUGUAGAUCUUGAAACGCUGUAUAAGGUAAUCAACACUUAUACAAUGAUCAAACUAAAACUAAAAUGCGGAGCUCAUCAGCUCAUCAGAUUUGGUCUUUGACUUUAAGAUAGUAGUUUGUACAUUCUGUGUCUAAAUACCCCUUUAAGCUCUUUAACUGAAUGUUACACAAUUAAUUCUUCAUGGAUCAAAUCCAGAGUCAAUCAAAAGUGUGUUGAUUGGGGGUGGACCCCAAGUUUUAGAAAAGAUUUCUGUACAUAUAGGUGUGUAAAACUUUCCGAUGAAAUAAUGGAAGAACAGUACAGCGACGUGAUUUUGAUGUGAAAAUGAGUUUUACUGACAUAAGAAGCGCACAUAUUGUUUUUUUGAGUCUGCCAUGGACCAAUCAUUUCUGUUACUGACAAAAAACAAAAAGGUCAAUUAAAUCUUCAAAGAUUUCAUCAUUCAGAAUAGGACUCUUCUCAGUAUUGGGAAGAACUGUGAGGCAUAGGAGUUCAGUUUGUCAUUAUUUAAUCAGUUACUUAAUCAGUUAAUUCACAAAUGUAACUAUUUGUCGCACAUUUUGACCUGUAGAGAAGAAUGUGAUGAUAGAUAAUAGAUUUUAUCUCUGAAUGUACACAAUGAGAGGGAUUUGCUGAUGAUUCAUUUAAACGUUUCCAUGAAACAGGUAAUAUAGGGACUGUUGGAAUGACAUAUUUAAAAUAAGUGAAAUGUAACAAAUUGUUCUGAGAUGCUCUGUGAAAAUAAAGACAUUAAACAUUAUCUUGUGAGACAUCAUUUUGUAAGGCUCACAACAAACCCUAACUUCUAUCCUUCACCUGAACACUGGAUCAACUGUCACCUUCAGAAUCCUCCAUUCUGGUAGGAGGAUUUUUUUGGAGAUAUGGGAUGAAAAGGAACAUUUUUGGGAACACAAAGUUUAAAAGAUUUAUUUAAAUACCCAAAUGUU